UCUCGUUGGCAAUAUCGGAGUCGGAAAGUGGGUGUUGCUUUCGUCACUCGCCCGUUAACUCGCGGUUGCUUGUACUCGGGGUGUCGCGCCAUAUCGUGGAGGGCGGUUACGGAGCAUCGUGGACAGAACUCUCGCUGAACCAUCCUCGAGGAGUCAUGUAUUGAUUUUGGCUCCAUAGGCUAACACUAGCCUUUGUCAAAAUGAUUGGAGGUUUAUUUGUUUACAAUCAUAAGGGGGAGGUAUUGAUCUCCCGAGUGUAUCGGGAUGAUAUUGGCCGGAAUGCAGUGGACGCAUUUCGCGUCAAUGUCAUCCAUGCACGACAGCAAGUACGCUCGCCAGUAACCAACAUUGCCAGAACAUCCUUUUUCCAUAUAAAGCGUGCUAAUAUUUGGUUAGCUGCUGUCACUAAACAAAAUGUUAACGCAGCUAUGGUAUUUGAAUUACUACUGAAGAUCAUAGAUGUUAUGCAAUCAUAUUUUGGCAAGAUAUCAGAAGAGAACAUCAAAAACAAUUUUGUGCUUAUUUACGAGCUGCUUGAUGAGAUACUCGACUUUGGAUAUCCACAGAAUUGUGAUACAGGAGUGUUGAAAACGUUUAUCACUCAACAGGGAGUUAAGUCAGCUACCAAGGAGGAACAGGCUCAAAUAACAUCGCAAGUCACUGGUCAGAUUGGAUGGAGACGAGAGGGUAUUAAAUACAGGCGCAAUGAACUUUUCCUGGAUGUGCUUGAAUAUGUGAAUUUACUGAUGAGUCCUCAGGGCCAGGUUCUUAGCGCACAUGUUGCUGGAAAGGUUGUAAUGAAGUCCUACUUGUCUGGUAUGCCGGAAUGCAAGUUUGGGAUUAACGACAAGAUCGUUAUGGAAUCUAAAGGCAUGAAAGGAGGUGGUGGACUCGGUGGCGGUAGUGAUGAUCCUACAGGCGCUAGAUCCGGCAAACCGGUUGUCGUUAUUGAUGACUGCCAAUUUCAUCAAUGCGUUAAGCUUAGCAAAUUUGAGACCGAACAUUCCAUUAGUUUUAUACCGCCGGAUGGUGAAUUCGAAUUGAUGAGAUAUCGUACCACGAAAGAUAUAUCGUUGCCCUUUCGUGUAAUACCGUUAGUGCGCGAGGUAGGCCGAACGAAGAUGGAAGUUAAGGCAGUUCUGAAAUCAAACUUCAAACCAUCAUUGCUAGGGCAGAAAAUAGAGGUACGCGUGCCGACACCAUUAAACACUGCCGGUGUGCAGUUGAUAUGUCUGAAAGGUAAGGCAAAGUAUAAGGCAUCGGAAAACGCGAUCGUAUGGAAAAUCAAGCGUAUGGCUGGCAUGAAGGAGACGCAACUGUCCGCUGAGAUCGAUUUGCUAGAAACGGACACGAAGAAGAAAUGGACAAGACCGCCGAUAUCGAUGAACUUUGAGGUUCCGUUCGCGCCAUCCGGCUUUAAAGUGCGCUAUUUAAAAGUAUUCGAGUCCAAAUUGAAUUAUUCCGAUCACGAUGUGAUCAAAUGGGUCCGCUACAUAGGACGCAGCGGCUUAUACGAGACACGGUGUUAAUAGCUCCGAGUAAUGUCAAGGCAUAAAUAAUUGUAAAGAAGUAAAUCUCAAUGCCGAAAUCGCGACUGUGAGUAUCGAUAUUGGAUAUUUCUCGAUAUUAUUUCAUUGUAGCGCAUAUUUGAAGCGAAAUAAUCUGAAAAUGUUCGGAUGGCUAAUCCCGAAUUGUACACGAUACGUAGCAAAAUUACGAACAACACAUCGGGAAAGAAAUUCCGUUAUGUUAGCAUACGAUUUAAAAUGGUAAGAAAUUUUUUUUUUGUAUAUUAUGUGUAUUAGUAAGAAGUUUGAUUAAAUUGUCUUUAUUUGACUAUAUUAAUAUAAUUUUUCAGAAGAAAAUAUAUUUUCAAUUGUAAAUUAAAAAUAGAUUCUCUUGGAAAUAUUAAAUAGUUAAUGAUAAUACCAAA
Molecule: messenger RNA, 1933 nt
Organism: Formica exsecta
Lineage: Eukaryota; Metazoa; Arthropoda; Insecta; Hymenoptera; Formicidae
Gene: AP-2mu
Product: AP-2 complex subunit mu
Exons: 5
Coding region: 201-1529 (442 amino acids)
Biological process (GO): clathrin-dependent endocytosis; intracellular protein transport
Cellular component (GO): cytoplasmic vesicle; AP-2 adaptor complex
Molecular function (GO): clathrin-cargo adaptor activity
Source: RefSeq, a predicted model, not a curated record